Molecule: messenger RNA, 658 nt
Organism: Salvia splendens (bonfire salvia)
Lineage: Eukaryota; Viridiplantae; Streptophyta; Magnoliopsida; Lamiales; Lamiaceae
Product: notchless protein homolog
Exons: 5
Coding region: 17-418 (133 amino acids)
Biological process (GO): ribosomal large subunit assembly
Cellular component (GO): nucleolus
Molecular function (GO): protein binding
Source: RefSeq, a predicted model, not a curated record
UUCAGAUGACUUUACCAUGUUUCUAUGGGAACCUGCUGCCAGCAAACACCCCAAAAAUCGUAUGACUGGUCAUCAACAGCUUGUAAAUCAUGUUUACUUUUCUCCUGACGGGCAAUGGAUUGCAAGUGCCUCCUUUGAUAAGUCAGUCAAAUUAUGGAAUGGAGUAACUGGAAGUUUCGUGGCUGCCUUCCGUGGCCAUGUUGGGCCCGUUUAUCAAAUAAGCUGGUCAGCUGACAGUAGACUGCUUUUGAGUGGAAGCAAAGACUCAACUCUCAAGGUUUGGGAUAUUCGUACGCAGAAGCUGAAACAAGAUCUUCCAGGACAUGCAGAUGAAGUGUUUGCAGUGGACUGGAGUCCAGAUGGUGAGAAAGUAGCAUCAGGUGGAAAGGAUAAAGUUCUGAAGCUAUGGAUGGGGUAGACGUAACGCCAACAGUUUCACUAUCAUAUACCGAGUUUUGGCAAGAAACGGAAUCGCUGUUGCCACAAGAGAUCACAAAGACAGGUAUACAUUAGUUUUAGAGAAGUAGUAUCUUCUUCUGUCCAAUUUCAUUUAUAAGACCUGGUGGUGAUGAUCAAGCUGCAUAUUUUUAUUUCUCAUUUAUUUCCCUUUGUAAAGGAAUAAACAACAAACAGGGUUAGCUAAAAUUUUCAUUUUUUU